AUGCUCCCGCACUCGAGCUCGCACUCGCACUCGCCCUCGCGCCCUCGCCAGCCGCCGCCGUCGCGAGGAUCCAAACUCGGCUACUAUCGGGCCUCGAUUGCCUGUGUGGGCUGCCGCCGAAGCAAGACGCGAUGUCUCCUCACGCCCAGCAGAGAGCAGGACAGCUGUCUGAACUGUCGACGGAAGAACCAGCCCUGCGCUUUCCUGACCGUGGAUAAGAAGCCGCCGGAUUGGGUUCGGUCCAAGGGCAGGCCGACCAGAUCAGAGUCCACAUCCGCGUCCGAGUCCGAGUCCUCAGCAUCCUCACAACUCUCAGUGUCGCCGUCUACCACUGCCUUGAAUGUGCCCCGGGACUAUCCUGGCAGUGGCGACACUGACGCGCAAGCAAGCCAGCAGCAGCGCAAGCAACGCAACUUACUAGUACCCUGGGAUGGGAAUGUGCAUGUGCCAGAAUUCUCCUUCGGAACGCUGCCAACUCCCACGCCAGAGGCUCAUGCCGACCUUGAAGGCUGGGUCUAUGGGAAUCUGGACUCGUUCGUCUCCCUCGAUCAUAUGGGUAAUACUAAUGCCGGUCCCACCAUACCACAAUAUUCCGGGCUGAGCCCGAGCCCGGGCUUGGGAUGGGAUAUCAAUGCCCUGCCCCUAGAAUAUCCAUACAACCCAUACCCGCUCGAAACCGGUCAAUUCUAUCCCGCUUUCGAUCCUGCUGCCUUGGCCCGGUUGGCCCCAUACGGUGAUGACGGAUACUCCUAUCAGAUCUCCGGUGCAGGCACAUGA
This is a messenger RNA of Capronia epimyces CBS 606.96, 777 nucleotides long. RefSeq lists its product as uncharacterized. The record is from RefSeq and is a predicted model, not a curated record. The coding region runs from base 1 to 777 and encodes 258 amino acids. The transcript has a single exon. Gene Ontology annotation, biological process: regulation of DNA-templated transcription. Gene Ontology annotation, molecular function: zinc ion binding; DNA-binding transcription factor activity, RNA polymerase II-specific. Lineage: Eukaryota; Fungi; Ascomycota; Eurotiomycetes; Chaetothyriales; Herpotrichiellaceae.